This is a messenger RNA of Podarcis lilfordi (Lilford's wall lizard), 7223 nucleotides long. The record is from the annotation of a GenBank genome assembly. Lineage: Eukaryota; Metazoa; Chordata; Lepidosauria; Squamata; Lacertidae.
CUUACAAAUACCAUUUCCUCUGCUACAGGUUUACCACAUAGUAAAAAGUGGAGCGUCGUAUGCAAAUACCUUUAAAAACUACGUCAGAAGGCUGAGAAGUUCAAAUAAUGAGAGUUGAGAACGUUAGCUGGAGUUGACAGAAUAGAGCUGCAGCUUUUCGCAAAUGAUGGCACCAGCUAAUUAAGUAGUGUGCAGGUACAUGUUUGUUUUAAGAACAUCGAUAAGAGGAAGCUAGUAUUUGCAUUUGGGAUCUGGUGUUUAUUCUGCUCCAGGAAAGGCUUUGUAAAGAAGGACCUACUGUUGAUUCACUGAGUAACAUCCAGUGUUCUGGCUGGUUUUAUGGAGAGUGAGUUUGGGGGUAAGUUCUAUGAGCUUUUAAGUACUGAUCGCAUCUAGGAUUUUAAAUUUGCAAUGCUUUAUCUCCAGUUUGGCUAAUAAUCUGUCUAGAUCCAGCAAGCCAUCUCAUGUAGUCCUCAAUACUGGAUAUGGCAGACCCUGGAAAAUACUUGUGCAAGUAAGGGACGCGGGUGGUGCUGUGUUCUAAACCACUGAGCCUCUUGGGCUUGCCUAUUGGAAGGUCGGCGGUUCAAAUCUGUACGACAGGGUGAGUUCCCGUUGCUCUGUCUUUGCUUCUGCCAACCUAGCAGUUUGAAAGCAUGCCAGUGCAAGCAAAUAAGUAGGUACCGCUGUGGCGGCAAGUUAAACAGCAUUUCCGUGCACUCUGGCACUCGUCACGGUGUCCCGUUGCUCCAGAAGCGGUUCAGUCAUGCUGGCCACAUGACCCAGAAAGCUGUCUGUGGACAAACGCUGGCUCCCUCAGCCUGAAGCAAGAUGAGCAGCGCACCCCAUAGUCACCUUUGACUGGACUUAGCCGCCCAGGGGUCCUUUAACUAUCAUACUCGUGCAACUCCUCUAUGUGUUUGUGUGCGUGCGCAUAGCAUAGCAUACUUGAAGGUGCAUUUCUUCCUCGGCCUGAGUACAAAGUGUGCUUUGUGUGUGUAUCAGAAGCUGCAUGUACAGCCGUUAUCAGAUGUCUGACACUAUCAGCUUUGAGAGUGAUGCCCAUCUGUUUGUAAGGUGGGGAGUGAGGCACCAUUUAAAGCACAUAGCUUCGCUCAAAGAAUCUGGGGAACUGUAGUUUGUUUAAGGAUGAUGGGAGCUGUAGCUCUGUGAGGGGUAAAUAACGUUCUCAGGAUUCUUUGUGGGAAGUCAUGUGUUUUAAACGUAUGGUGUGUGGGCAGCCUGAACCUAGCCAUCCCAUUCCACCAUCCUGACUGACUUGAGCUGGUAGAAUUAACAAAGAUGAUCUCAGUUGUAGUAGGCAUUGGCAUUUAGACCAUGGUUACUGGCGGUCGCCUGUGCCUAGUUAAAAAGGUAAAGGGACCGUUAGGUCCAGUCGCAGACGACUCUGGGGUUGUGAUGCUCAUCUCGCUUUAUUGGCUGAGGGAGCCGGCGUACAGCUUCCGGGUCAUGUGGCCAGCGUGACUAAGCCGCUUCUGGCGAACCAGAGCAGCGCACGGAAACGCUGUUUACCUUCCUGCUGGAGCGGUACCUAUUUAUCUACUUGCGCUGCGUGCUUUCGAACUACUAGGUUGGCAGGAGCAGGGACCAAGCAACGGGAGCUCACCCCGUUGUGGGGAUUUGAACCGCUGACCUUCUGAUCAGCAAGCCCUAGGCUCUGUGGUUUAACCCACAGCGCCACCUGCAUCCCUUUUCUGUGCCUAGUUAUUCCUGCAUAAAUCCUCUUCAAGGAAAUGACACCCGCCCAUUACCAGAAAGAGCAGUGUUUUGCACUUUCCUCUUUAUGUCUUGACUGAAAAAUGUUUUCCUGUCUUGUUUUGGGGUGCAUUAUGGAAUCACAGAACUGUAGAAUUGGAAGGAACCACAAGAAUAAUCUAGUCCAACCCCCUGCAAUGCAGGAAUCUUUUGCCCAACGUGGGAAUGAAACCCACAACCCUGAGAUUAAGAGUCUCAUGCUCGACCAAGUGAGCCAUGUUAGCUGGUUGUUAUGUAAUCUCAUCUCGGCAGCAAAAAAUACAUUCAAGUUAUACCUUUUCUAUUGUAUAGCUUUUAGGACUACAUAGCGUGUUCACUUAAUACCAUAAUUUUAUUUACUUUUAUUACAUAAGACGGUUGAAUGGCGCCUUGUACGCCUCCUUCCAGCAACUCCUGCAGCCAAGCUGGCACCAAAUGUGUGGCUCUGCUUCCCUUUGGACCACAUCAGCAAGGCUGAGAUGGAGGUCUUGUCAUCCGGGCAGCCCAGGACCUCCAUACACCCUGCCCAGGCUUGCACCCCGAGGAGGUCACUUUGGUGCUGCUAAUGCAGCAGUUUGACUUCACCCCUGGAGGUGCACUCAGUUGUCUCUUGAGACAGACAGAUGCAAAUAACACUUUACUUUUGCACUUCAUAUUAAGCACCUUGAAUGUUGUAGAAAGUAUAAAAACAUAAAAGUCUAUUCAAACAACUUGUAUGAGAACAAAGAGAGCCCUUCUGGAUUAGACUAAGGGUCCAUCAGAUGCAGGAGCCUGUUCCCAACAGUUGGCAAUCAGACCCAUAUGAACUCUGAUUCAUCACUGCUAGUAAUCAGUGCCUGCCCUGUCCUCCAUAAAUUUGUCUCAUGCCUGUUUAAAUCCAUCUAAGUUAGUUGCUGGCACCGUGUUUUGCGGUAACAAGUCCAAAAUAGACCAACUUUAUAAGAAUUGGAUAGGAAUAAUUAUUUUAUGUAAUUUAACACACAUUCCACUUUCCCCUGCCUCCAAGCAGCAAAUGUAAAAGCAACAGAUUUUCAAACGAAGAACAACAGCAGAAAGCAAAAAACGUGAAGAGCAACGCCAAUAAUUAAUACACUGGCACCCUUCGGGAGCAACGGCAGGAAAUAAAUUUAUUUAAUUAUUUAAUUAAAUAAGCAAACAGCAACGGAAUCAACUGAAUAAUUUCAGUUGCCAGAAGAACACCAUUGGAGGCACGAGUUUUCUACAGAUUUGUGGGGGACACAACAACAACAAAAACCCUGUUAUAUCGGUCACCAAUCUUGCCUCAGAAGGCGAUAGACACACAAGAAGGAUUGCAAUACCAAAUCUUAAAGGAUGAGCAGAUUUACAUAUGAGGAGACAGUCCUUCAAGUUUUGCAUUGGGUUUUAUAGGUACUUAUUAUGUAAGUCAGACUUUGCCAGCAGAAUCAUUGGCUCAGGCUGACCAGAGUUGGAAUUCACCUGGGGGCCACCAGUUUGGUGAAGGAAGUCAAAUAUUAAUGGAAUAUUAUUGGAAUAUUAAUGGCCUUUCUCCAUUAUGGAAGUCAAGGCAGCUUACAGGGCAUUCUCAAUGAGUCUCGCAAUGAGGCACUAGUUAAAGAGUCUGCCACGGCUUCUUUUGAAGAAAACAACAAUACUUAGCUAAAGCUAAAGUGGUUUUGAAACACAUCUCAAGGUCACAUCUCUCCUUGUUCAGCAGCAAAUUAAAAAAUAAAUAAAUAAAUCACCAAGCACCGUGUUCCACAACACACUUCAAGGUCACAUUUCAGCUCCUAAACCAUAACAAAAAUAGAAUAAAAUUCUAGCAGCCAGGUUCCAAGGGAACAUAACACACGCAGAGCACCCUCGUACAACGAUGAGCUUAAAAUGUGAAAUGGCAAAUGCUGAGAAUACUGACAAAAAUGCCACAACCUUCCGGGUACCUAUAGCUGAGAGUGGAAUAAUUAGCCUCUUUUUUCAUGAAUCAGAUGCUCAUGAGCUAAGAUGACGUCGGGGAACAUAAGCACUAACCCCUCCCCCACAAAAACAGAAAAUGUUUUACAUGGUUAUGUUGCAAACAAAAAAUAAGAGAAGAAUAGCCCAGUUCUUGCUGUUUUGGUUAUAGAUCUCAUAGAUCUCAUUUCUUUCCUGUUUUGGUUAUAGAUCUCAAACUUACAGCUGGUAGUUUCAAUGAGACGUCAGGCAGAGAGGAAACCAUCUCUGUGUUGCUUUUGCUGUUGUUGCAUCUUCCUUUUCGUCUUUUUCUGUCUUGUUUUUCUUCCCUUUCUAUUCAUUUGCUGCCAGUCGCCUUCUUCGAGUUCUGUGACUUCCUCUUCACUGCCUACUUCUCUCAGAUGUUUGUCUUCAUUUGAUUGUAAUUCCCGUUGAGUUAAUUAUUAUUAUUUUAUUUUAGCUUCCAGUUGUAUGGAGGAGGCAGCUUUAGCUACUCCUUCAUAAUUUAUUAGGUGUUUGAUGGGUAAACCCAUUGGUACCUUCUGCCUGCUUCACUGAGUGCUGUGGCAUAAAAUUUACGUUCACAUCCGCAUCGCAGCAGCAUUUCAAUGGGAGAAUGAAGAACAUAUACUAAUUGACCCAGGUUGAUUAGAGAAGUCCUUAACUAUGAUAUAAUUUAGUUGAUUUUGCAGUAGGACCAAUAUGAAUGCCAAGACUCAAAGCUUUACUGCGGUGCUAUCAAACACACUGGUGUCCUAUUGCAGGGCCACGCCCAGCCUACAUGAGUGGAAGUGGCAAAGGUGGGAUUUGACCCUGCUAAUGGCUCAGAGAAACCAGGUUGGUCUCCUCCACUACUCCUAAGUGUUCAAUCCUUACAGCAACUCUAAUAUUGUAGGUGAGUAUUGUUACCUCCGGGGACGCGGGUGGCGCUGUGGGUUAAACCACAGAGCCUAGGGCUUGCCGAUCAGAUGGUUGGCAGUUCAAAUCCCCGUGACGGGGUGAGCUCCCGUUGCUCGGUCCCUGCUCCUGCCAACCUAGCAGUUUGAAAGCACCUCAAGUGCAAGUAGAUAAAUAGGUACCGCUCGGGCGGGAAGGUAAAUGGCGUUUCCGUGCGCUGCUCUGGUUCGCCAGAAGCAGCUUAGUCAUGCUGGCCACAGGACCCGGAAGCUGUACGCCGGCUCCCUCGGCCAAUAAAGCGAGAUGAGCACCGCAACCCCAGAGUCGGUCACGACUGGACCUAAUGGUCAGGGGUCCCUUUACCUUUACCUUAUUGUUACCUCAUGGGAGAUUGAAAGAAAAUGGAUUCCCUGAUGGAAUGAGCUCAUGGUUCAGAUGGGUUUUGAAUGGGGGUGGGUGGGGGGCACUGACCAAUUGACUCGUUCUUUAAACUAUCAUCCAGUAGCCGACACCUCAAUAGCCUCAUUGUCUCUUUUUUGAAGGAAACUGAACUGAUGGAGACAAGCAGCCUUCAAGCCAACUGUUCUAAUCAAGGGAACACAAGCCUCCCCAUUCCACCUUAUGUGGAACGCUUCCAACUUGCUAUAUACAUUCCCACAUUCAUCCUGGGAUUGCUGUUCAACGGAAUGGCGAUGUGGUUUGCCUGCCGCAAGAUCAGGCAAUGGACAGAACCCAUUAUCUACAUGGCAUCACUGAUGGUUUUUGAUACCUUGAUGCUCUUUGCUCUUCCCUUUAAGAUAAUUUCCUAUCACAAAAGCGAGUGGGACCUCGGGGGUGCCUUUUGCUCCUUCCUGGAAAGCUUAUAUUUUGUGAACAUGUACGGAAGCAUCUUAACCUCCACAUGCAUAUGUGUAGAUAGAUACAUUGCUAUAUUGCACCCAUUUGCCGCCAUGACCCUAAGAUCUCCCAAGAAAGCAGCCACAACUUGUCUUGUCAUUUCAGCUGGGGUGUGGGCAGGAACUGCAUAUACGUAUCAACUUCACCAACAUGGAGGCCCCUGCUUCUAUGGCUUUUCUGGAAGUAUUUGGAAAAACACCAUCUUAUUUAUCACCCUGGAAACAGCUUUUCUUGUUUGCAUGACAGCUAUGAUCUUCUGUACAAUCCGGAUCAUUGUAUGCCUGCGAAGGAACCAAACACCUGGUGAGCCCCUCACAAACAGGAGCAAAUCCAUCAAUAUAAUCACAGCAAACCUGACUACGUUUCUUGUCUGCUUCACCCCUUUGAAUGUGUCCCUGGUGUUAUAUUAUCUUGUGAAGAACCAAAUACUGGAUGAUUGCCGGCAGAUUAUUCGCUCAUUUGUUCAGAUCAGCCUGUGCUGGGCUAAUCUCAACUGCUUCCUAGAUGGUUUCUGCUACUAUUUCAUCUUAAAGGAGUUUAUGAAAUUUGCCUCAACGGAGAAGAAUACACAAGCAAGUACCAUCGACUAAAGUAUUCAGCGAGCAGCCAUUUUGGAUGUGCUGUUGUGAAGCGGAAAUUUCUCCCCUUGAAACAAUUUUGCUGAAGUGUGCUUAAAUUCAUGUCGUAUGUUAAUUAUAAGCUACCUUGAGAAAACUGUGUUUUGAAAAGUGGCAUUUCAGUUCCUAAAUAAAUAAAACAAACUGUGUGAGAGGGACAUCCAGACUUGUGUGCACCAAUUAAAUCACAUUAUGUUCAGAAUUUCCUGUAAAUCAAACCAGGGCCCACAAUGAGGACUGUGGUAAGGUAGCAGUUGUCCCCAAACCCAUACAGCAUUUGAAUUUACAGGCAACUGAUUUUGAGGCAUCUGAUCAAGGCCUGUAUUUUAAAAUGAGCUUAAAAAAUAUAUUUUCAAAUGCUUGUAUGUUUCAUGCCAAGCAUAAAGCAGCUGGCUAAGUACUUUGGCAGUUGUUUAUCUUCUUGCUCUCCUGGACAAGGGCCCCCCUGAUUUAUAGCAGUACCUCAAAGUUGUAAAAGGAAAUUACAGGCUGGGAGCAAAGAUUACAUUGACCCUACAAAUUACAGAAUACAAUCAAGCUGCAAAAACACUAAUUAAGAGUUGGUAAAUAGUAAGAUUUAUUGUUUAACAGAAAAUAAUACUAUGUGCCUCCCAUCAGACUCUAGUCAUAUUUUCCUAAGGUUAAAGGGCAAGAGCUAAUGGGAGAAGCAGCUGGCUGGGAAAGGAGGGUGUAAACUAAAGAGGCUGCUUUUGAAGCUGUUUUACUGAGUUCUUUUUACUUUGAAAAGGCCUUUUCUUCUAAAAAGCUAUCUAUGUUAAUGUAUGAGAUUUGUUGGCUUAAAUGUAAUUAUGCAAAGGAUUUAGAAAGUAAGAAAUGUUAGAUUCUUAUGUUAGAUUCUUAUUCCAUUGAUGGUGUGUGAGAAGGUGAACCCAAGAUCUCUGUUUAAGACAGAAUUUAAAACCAUGAGCCAUCUGUUUUAGCCAUUUGUUUUGGAGUGGAGGGGCAAUAGGGCAAAAGGUGAUCUGGUAAUUAAGGUGCCUGGUCGAGGCAAAUAUAAGAUAUAUGGCUACUUGUCUGCCAUUUAUGGAUAGAAGGAAAUAUAGCUCUUUGUCUCCCAUAAAAGGUAAUAGGAAAUGGGUGUAUCUUUUAUGAUUGGUUCUAGCAAAC